This is a messenger RNA of Agrilus planipennis (emerald ash borer), 594 nucleotides long. RefSeq names its product transmembrane protein 242. The transcript has 3 exons. The coding region runs from base 48 to 500 and encodes 150 amino acids. NCBI's taxonomy places the organism in Eukaryota, Metazoa, Arthropoda, Insecta, Coleoptera, Buprestidae. The record is from RefSeq and is a predicted model, not a curated record.
AACCCACCUAACCUAUAUUUUUAACCUCAAUUUUUUAGUCUUAAAAUAUGGAAAAUUCAAUUCAAAAAGCCACAGAUGCUAAAACAGAGAACAAAGACAACAAUUUCAAAAUCAAAGCUGUUCUUUUCUUCACAAGUGUGGCAGGCAUUUCAGCCCUAAUUGGCUUCAGUAGUGCUGUAGCAGCUGCUAAAAGACAUGACACCAAGUAUUUUAAUCAAGGAAUAGUAGCAACAUCCCCACAAAUGAAGGAGAGUGGUGCUGCAUUAGCUAUUAAAGCUCUAAGCUGGGGAACCUUAUAUGCAUUCACCGGCUGUGGAGUACUAUUUUAUGGUAUAUGGAAAUUAUCUGGAGCACAAAAUUUUGAAGAAUUUCGCCAUAAAGUUGGCAAAGCAUUACCCAGGAUACCUAAAAAUGACCCUCCUCAAAGUAGAACUGAAUUCAGUGGUAUCAACGACUUAUUUGAAUAUUUAAUUAAUGAAAAAAGCGUCAAAGAUAAGUAGAAUACACAUUUCGUAAUAUGUAGGUCAUUGAUCAAUUAGUUAAGUAUCUAUUCAUUUGUUUCACUGUUAAAUAAACAAACCACUAUUAAAAUAA